AUGGACGGCGUCAGUGAUGCUGCGUCUCUUAUUACUUUGCUUCAGCUGGCAUCCAAUGUCAUCAAAUACGUCAAGGAUGUCAAGAAUGUACCAUCUCAGAGGAAAAGGUUAUUAAGCGCUCUUGUGCAAGCACGUGGCCUACUUUCCACCUUGAUAGACCUUACAAAUGAUGUUUACGAUGAUAACUGGUCAUACACCAUUCAGAGUUUGUCCACGCCUAAUGGCCCGCUAUCGAUGUUUCAGGAAAUUCUGGAACAGAUAGCCGGAAAGAUAGGUGUACCAUCCUCUGGUUCAACUAUUGCACUUGCUUUGCAUCGACUCCAGUGGCCGUUUGAUCAGACCGGCUUUCAAGACGUGAUGGCGUCCCUUGAAAAACUCAAGUCCCAACUGUCUUCGUCCGCCAUUGAUUCUCGACGACGAGCUACAAUGUCUCUUUCUAGGGAGCAAAAGCUUAUUGUGGACUCUCUGUCUCUCAUGACCUUAUCAGGAGAGAUGAAUGGAGAGAAGGCCAUGCGGAUGAGAACCAGUACUGAGUGA
Penicillium samsonianum is the source of this 537-nucleotide messenger RNA. RefSeq lists its product as uncharacterized. The coding region runs from base 1 to 537 and encodes 178 amino acids. The transcript is spliced from 2 exons. The record is from RefSeq and is a predicted model, not a curated record. Lineage: Eukaryota; Fungi; Ascomycota; Eurotiomycetes; Eurotiales; Aspergillaceae.